This is a messenger RNA of Cylicostephanus goldi, 557 nucleotides long. The record is from the annotation of a GenBank genome assembly. Lineage: Eukaryota; Metazoa; Nematoda; Chromadorea; Rhabditida; Strongylidae.
AUGUUUUUGUCACCUCAUUCUCAAAAUGUACCCGAUGACUACUUGACAAAUGCUCAAAUUCGGGAAAAAUUACCACCGGUAAAAUUGAACAAAUUAUCAGAAGAUGUUUUGUUCUACUUGUUUUACAACUGCCCGGGAGAAACUUUUUCUCCUGUCGAAGAAUUUCUGAAAAUGUUAGUUUUAUUGUCUAAAUGUGUUCGUACAUAUUUAUGCAUUCGCUUGCGAAUAUGUAGUCGGAUUGCACAUGUCACUCAAAGAAAAAUCGAUUUGGUGCUUGGCAUGUCGAAGAGAAGUCGUGUUAUCCCUGAAAAGAUGUCUUGCACGCGUGUUGGUUCCCAAAAGAACACCUCGCUGAGCUUAGAUACGUAUCAACGAGAUUGGCGGUUCCAUAAGAGCGAAGGAAACUGGUUGACGCGAUCACAAUAUGGCGGAGUCAAGGAGCAAACGGGAUCUUACGAAAAGGGACAAUACAAUGUUUUCGAUCCGUUGCAAUGGCGUAAGGUAAAUCAAAAUUCUUUUUUGUGUCGUUUCUUUCAUACGUUUUCGCCUCUUUGACU